Ogataea polymorpha is the source of this 2858-nucleotide messenger RNA. RefSeq lists its product as uncharacterized. The record is from RefSeq and is a predicted model, not a curated record. The transcript has a single exon. The coding region runs from base 210 to 1481 and encodes 423 amino acids. Gene Ontology annotation, biological process: intracellular zinc ion homeostasis; transmembrane transport; zinc ion transport. Gene Ontology annotation, molecular function: zinc ion transmembrane transporter activity. Gene Ontology annotation, cellular component: Golgi apparatus; membrane. NCBI's taxonomy places the organism in Eukaryota, Fungi, Ascomycota, Pichiomycetes, Pichiales, Pichiaceae.
UCCCCGAUCUGAAAAUUGACGAGACAGCAGACGUGGCAGUUGAGGAGCCUGUGUCUGAACUAUACUCACACUCUAAUGGCUCAAACUCGUCGUUCACACACUCAAAUGCGUAUCGCUACUCCAGAUCGCGCUCUCCCAAACGUGUCUCGUCACCAAUAAGAAAAGGGUCUCCAACGCGUCAGCAACCCUUCAGAUUUGGAUCCAUCACAAUGAAUAACUCCAACGAAAACCUGUCUAUGAAGCCUGGAGGUGCAGUCCCCAUGAACGGCCCAAGAGCUUCAUACCGACGUGGUCACAGAUACCAGCAUUCCUCGGUGUCGAUGAACAUGUUUCAAGAGCCACCCAAACGUUCGUCGGUGCCCAUUCCUCAGCAAUACUCACUUCCAACUUACAAAGAAGUGGUCGCAACCCUGAGCUUACAAGAUAAGCUUAAGCUUGCGUACUGUGGUUUCCUAAUUUUGCUCAGCCUGUCAACCUAUUUAAUAGGCUUCAGGUUCGGCAAUCUUUGUCUGUCAACACUUUCGCAUCUCGUCUUUUAUGACUCCAUUGGCAACUUGAUCACUGUGAUCGUGCAGGUCAUGACCAACUUCCCAAUAUGGAACAACUCGUCGUUGAAAUAUCCAUUUGGACUGGGCAGAAUAGAGGUGCUGGCCGGAUUUGGGCUGUCAGUCUCUCUUCUCUUUGUGGGUGUUGAUCUUUUUUCCCAUCUCUUUGAGAACGCGAUGUUCACUCUCGCUCUUGGAGACCUCGAUGAAGCCGCCCAUGCUCACCAUGUUCACGGCGAAAAAGGACAUCUCAACUUGGUGUUCUACGAGUGCUACUUGUUAGCGAUCUGUUUUGUGACACUGCUGUCGCCUCGUAUCAUUUCAAGAACGAAGAAACCGGCCGAGCCAAUCAUUUUGGCGCCCAAAAGAGUUAGUUCCAUCACUUUACAACAAGAGCCGGUGGUCAAUAUCAAGUCGCAGAUUAAAAAGACCCAAAACCAGCUCUCCCAUUAUACAAGCAUUCUGUCAAUUGGCUACGCAGUCUACGCCAUGAUGCACCCCCUUAUUGCGCAUAUAGAGCUGGUGGCGGCUGUGAACGAAAUCUCCAGCUUGAUCUUGGCCUUCACAGUGCUAUUCCUGGCAUGGAGGUUAAUAUCUCGUCUCUCGGGAAUUCUUUUGCUGCGCAACUCCCGCACUGACAUUGAGUCUCGCAUUGUUCAAAACAUACAGUCAUUGGAAGUAUACAAAUCAUCAUACAAGAUCGGACGGCUAAAGAUUGCCAAGGUUAACCACAAAAUAUAUGUGGUUAUUCUCAGCAUGCGCAUGGCUGGGGCCUCGGACGACGACGAGUCAAAAAUGAGAUUUUAUGCGUCUCGUAUUAUCCGCAGCAUUAUGUGCCAGGACGAGGCGGCAGAGGUCGAUCUGGACGCUGAGUUCGACUACAUGGACCAAUCUGGCGAGCAGUUCGAAAUCACCAUCGAUAUCCAACGCGUGUAGUUAGCACACCCGUACACCGCAUCCCCAUUUUGUGGACGUAUCACUAAUCCCCACGAACUUAACUAGUUACAUAAACGAUAUACUAUGGACGAUUCAGACACUUCCACCUCUAUCAACUCUCUGGCAUCAGAUUUGUCGCCUGGUAAAGACAACAGAAAAUGGAAGAUGGCCCCACAUAAGACCGUGGACGAGGUGAUCGAUUUUUUCCAAAAACCAGUGCAACCAUUUUCCCACGAAGAGAAAAACGACACGCAGCCGGAGCCGGAGCCCUCCAUUUCCCUCAACUUUAUCCAGCUGUUCAACGACGUGCUCCUACUUGUCACCAGGCUGAUCGACGUGCUCAUUCCACAGAACAGCACGUACCGGAGUCUGAUCUUUCUGUAAGUGCUCAUAACCUCCAUAAAAGAGGGAUCUCUAACACUUUAGGAAUACCCUCAAUUUUCUUGAACAAGUCAGGAAUAACGUAUCUGGCUGGUGGAAACAGGUGCUUCUAUUCUACAAAUCUAAUUCGUAUUUCGUCAACAUCUCAGUGACCAUCUUUGUGCUCAGCAUCAUCCCUCCGGUUCUAAUAUUCAUUCUGCUAAUGGCCGUGUACACCUCAUUCAUUGGCUUUUUGUUCACCACCGGGUUCACCAUUCUUGCAAUUGCGGCAGGAAUUGGUUUCCUGCCGGUUUUCAUCAUCAGCUUGUCAGUCAUUGUGUCUGUGACCGCCGCUGUCAGUCUUGCAUAUAUGGCAGUCAGUGCUGGGAUUACUUUGUUCUCCAAUACGCUGCCAAUUCGAGCAUGGUUGAGUGCCAUUGCCGACACCCUCCCUCCAUCCGUUGGCAUUGCUGAAAAGAAAAAAUGAGACUAGCUGCCCUUGAGUUCAGCCAACGCGCGUCUCAUCUCCACAUAAGCCAGAUGCAUUUUACCCACAAAAUGGUCCGCAAGUCGGCGGUCGUUAUCGAGGCGAGAGAGAUAGGCACCGCACUGCUCGCACACUUGCAAUUUCUGCUGUGCCGACUGGUUGAUAUUCUCAACCAUUUCAGUGUACUGCGUGGCAACAGCGUCUCGAUUUCGUAUCACUUUCUCUAGCUCUUUAUUCCAAUCCAAAGCCAUUUCCAAUUCUCCCUUUUCCACAAGUAACGUUAUCUCCUGGAGCAUCAGGCUUACCUGUUCGUCUAGUUUAUCCAGCUCCUGUGUCACGCUCGAAAUUUUCUCCCUCUCCUCUACGGAGAGCUCCAGUCGUUUUUCUGCAAUUCUAAUUUUUCUAUUACAUUCAUUGAUCACUCCUUCGAGAUCGCGCAUGUAAUCCAGUUUGAAAUUGUCGUUGGGCAUUCGCACCCCAUUCUUCACACAUGUCUCGUAUAGUAUUUUGAGUUUUUCCUGGUGUAUUUU